GAUCUAAGGUCUUGGAUUUUUGUUCUUCUCUUCAUCACACACACCUUGAGCUUUUACUUCCUUUGCUACGAGCCUUGCUUAAAGUACAAUACCUUGCAACACAAUCCAUUCGCUGUUUACAAUUCAAUUGAAUUUCAUUUUAUUACAAACUCUCAUCCAGUUCAAUUCAAUUCGAUUCGAUUCAAUACAAUUUCUUGAGUGAUCAAUCUCGCACCUCUCACAUUUAGUUAUAACCAACUAUCUCACACAUAUCCAACCGCAACAAUGCAUCACAAGCUUCUUCUCACAAUCUCUCUCCUCCCCACUCUCUAUGCAGCUCCUGCUCCCAUCCCAGACGUAGCAAACGAUGAUCACUCACCUUACUACUCUCCGUCCUCUGUCUCUGUUCCUUCUCUUCCUGCCCCAUCCGUCCCAUCGGUCCCUGUUUCUGGCGGUAGUACUGACAGUAGUGACCCACUUGGAAUAAAUGGUAUUUUAGGUGGUCUCCUUGGUGGUCUCGGUCUUGGUGGUGGUGGAGGAACUGCUCCAGUUGCAAGUAUCCCAGCUUUGCCCGCUCCGAGUGUGCCGGUUUUGCCCACAAGUCACUAUUAUCCUACACCUGUUCCUCAGGUUUCGGCUACUUUGCCUGUAGGUGGAGGAGGCCCAGUUGUUUCUGCUACGAUUCCUAUCGGUGGCGGCGGUGUUUCAAUUGGUGGUGGUGCAUCGGCUUCUGCUACUAUUCCUAUUGUAUCUGCUACUCUUCCAGCUGUUGGUGGUGGCUCAGGAUCGAGUGUGGGAUAUAACGGUGGUAGUGCUAGUGAAAGCAGUGGAAGUGGACCCGGCAUAUCUGUUUCGGUACCUAUUCCAACUGGUGGUAUUUCAGUCGGCGUUGGAACUUCAGAUGCAGUCACUGCUACACUUCCUGGUUCUACUAUCGCUAUAACACAACCUGGUGGACCAAUUAUCACUUCUGACCCUGCAUCGAGUGGUUGUCUGGCUAAGGAUCUAUCGACAUAUUCACUUGUGAUUGCUUCUACUAUUCCUGAGACAACAACUACCAUCUCGCAUUUUACUGUCCCAGUUGUUCAAACAAUCUCCACAAAUUAUGUGCAGGUCAUUUAUUCGACAGUUACUAUUCCAACUACAGUGUUGAAGACGAGUCAAAGCACUGGAACUACAACUAUUGUUGCUACUUCUAUCGUUACCAGCCUUCAAACCUCUCUUACAGCCAUCUGUCAAGGUGGUGAUUUCCCUGCAGCCCCUACUGGUUCUGGUUCUCCACCAAGUGGAUCUAGUGCCAAUGGUGCUGCAAGCUCAAGUGCACCAGGUGCUACCAUCAGCGUUGGACUUCCAAGUGGUGGGAAUGGGGGAAGUAGUGGAUCUGGAACUCCAACAGGAGGAAGCGGAAAUGGAUAUGGAAAUAAUGGUGGAUAUUACUCCAAAGUCUGAUUUGCCUGACCGAUGGGUUAGUUUGAUGGGCUAGAUUGAAUUGUAUGAGAAGGAAUAUUAUAGGUAUGGGUUUAAAUUGCUUCUAAUUUUGGUGGAGAUAGUUAUGAUUCAUAGAUUGUGGUUGAUAUCUUGGGAAAAUGUGGUGGUGGGAGAGGGAUAAGGAUAGCUUGAUCCUACAUGGCUAUGAAUUGAGGAGCUCUAGAUGUUAGGACUCAACUGGCGAAGAUAUGGUUGUGUGUGAAUGAAAUGAGUGGGAUUUUUCUUCUGAUGAUAGAUAGUAUAGUUUCAUUGAUUCAAAUUGAGAUUAAUCACCUCGUAUGAUUUUGAGAUUCA
Messenger RNA from Botrytis cinerea B05.10, 1761 nucleotides. RefSeq lists its product as hypothetical. NCBI's taxonomy places the organism in Eukaryota, Fungi, Ascomycota, Leotiomycetes, Helotiales, Sclerotiniaceae. The transcript is spliced from 2 exons. The record is from RefSeq and is a predicted model, not a curated record. Bases 265 to 1428 code for a protein of 387 amino acids.